Molecule: messenger RNA, 688 nt
Organism: Didymodactylos carnosus
Lineage: Eukaryota; Metazoa; Rotifera; Eurotatoria; Philodinida; Philodinidae
Source: the annotation of a GenBank genome assembly
AGUAUUUCAUAUGUGUUUUCGUAUUCGAGUUGUCGAUAAGUCAUUGAACAUAGAUGAUUAUAUCCAAACAUACAAAUCGUCUUAUUGGAUUGAUAAUAAUCAUUCGAUUUUAUGUUUUAAUCAACCGGUACGUAAUCAAUAUUAUUGUGUAUUUUCGUUACCCUAUAUGUUCGAUAGAUUUACUCAUGUUUCAAAUGAAUUAGUUGAUUAUCGAUCAAAUGUUAAUAUUUUAUUACACAGUAAACAAAACAGAACGAAAGUAAUCACUUUAAAUGAUACAGUUCCGUAUACAUUAGAAUUAUUCCAGAUUUUUCAAAAGUCAUUUCCAAGAGCACAAGAACUAAUGUUUAUUAUAGCUCCUAUUCGUUGUUUAAGUGAUAAUUUAUUGAAUAAUGAAUUGAUUAUGGAGAAUAUCGUCUCGGUGAUAUUUUUGGUCGAGGAAUUAAAAUAUAAACAUUUCAGACGACUAUUGUUAAUGACACCGAAUAUUCUAAAAUUAUAUAUACUGCAGAGUUUGGUGUUAGAUGUAUUGAGAAAAUCACAAGACUCUUCGUUUGAACAAUUACAAUCAAUAUGUAAUCGUAUCAGACUUGUCUGUAUUGACAGACGUUCAUUCGAACGUGAUGCUUUAAAUGAUAAACGGAUAAAACGGUUAUUUCCAAAUGCUGAACGUUCAGGAUGGAGAUAA